Messenger RNA from Salvelinus namaycush (lake trout), 3145 nucleotides. RefSeq names its product zinc finger protein 251-like. The record is from RefSeq and is a predicted model, not a curated record. Lineage: Eukaryota; Metazoa; Chordata; Actinopteri; Salmoniformes; Salmonidae. Bases 42 to 1001 code for a protein of 319 amino acids. Gene Ontology annotation, cellular component: nucleus. The transcript is spliced from 3 exons.
AGCAACACAGGACCACACACAGUAUCACUGAGUCAGUAGACAUGGAGGAUGGGAAGCCUGAUCUGCUGCUAGUCAAAGAGGAGACAAUAGAAGAUGGACCAGAGAGUAUUGACCUGCUGAGUGGACUAAAGAUGGGGGAGCAAGGUGGUUGGCUGGAGGCUAACAGAGGAGACUGGGUGGCCAUCUUGGAUUCCCAGACCCAGACGGGUGCAACCAAGGGCCCAGGGGACAAUGUCACUGAGCAGGCCGGGACUAGAGGCGACAUAGUUGAGGUCAGUGGAUGGGACAGCGUCCUCAACUAUGGGCUGGGGAACAACACUGUUAACCACAACCAGAAACAAACAGUCGAACACAAAACAACAACUGAACUUAGUCUCCAUGACAACAGACUGGCUGAGACCAGAGCGAGGCGUAGAUUUGGUCUGCGGGGACGGGGAGGUGUCCGUAUGAGAACAGACGCUGACUCGGCUAGCAAUGCUCCGUCCUGCUCCUAUAGUUGUGAUUCAGAGAGACUGAUGGUGCCUCAGGUUAACCCCCUAACAGGUGCUGCCUUCAGCCUGCCUUCUAUAGGAUCUAUCAACUGGAACAUGGACCCUGCGAUAACUCAGACACUACCUGGCCUUCAUUCUCCUCACACAAUCCUGUUAAACCAGACCUCAGACAAUGCCAGUGCCUCAACACUAAAUGGCUACACAAGCCCAUUGACAAAUGACAGUAGUAGUAACGCUAUCAGUAGAUCCGGUGGCAGAGAGAAGCGCUUCCCAUGUUCAUUCUGUGGGAAAGCCUUCAGUUUCCCCAAACAGAUGGAGAUCCACCAGAGGAUGCACACAGGGGAGAAACCAUUCGGCUGCCACCUGUGCCGGGCUAGUUUCUCCCAAUCGUCCAACCUGAAGAGGCACCAGAGGGUCCACACAGGGGAGAAACCCUACAGCUGUCCCCAGUGUGAGAAGAGGUUCUCACGCCAGCACGAUCUGAAGAUGCACCUGAAGGUCCACACUUGAGAGAGGCCGUUCACCUGUACACACUGCGGGGAAUGUUUCUCAGAGGAGCUACCUCAGGAUACACCAGCAGAGAAUGCACAUGGCCCACGAAUACUGUAUACCCACUGGGUACACCAUGUCAUUUCAGCAUGGAUAAUUGGGUAAUUUUUGGUAGAUACGUUGAUCAAUGAGAUUCCAACCUAUUUUCACCCACUCAAAAUGACUGCUAAAAGUUUGUUGAAUUCCCAAUGUUAUCACUAUGCUUUCAACCAUCUAAAAGUCAAACCAAAUUGUGUCAGAUUUUUGGUUCAGUUUUCACCUAUGUGUUAUCACUGCUCUUUCAACCUUUGAAAAUCACACUAAAGUUAAAAUGGGAAUACAUUGUCAGAUAUUUUGUUUAUUUAUACAAUAACUUAAUGUGUUAUGACUGUGAUUGAUCUAAUAGCACAACCAAAUGACUUGGAGUGUCUGACAACUUAAGAUGUUGCCCACCGCGUUCAGCCAAGUGUGUGCAACAUCCUAAGGUGUCGGAAAAUAGUGGUGGAAAAUGUUGUUUUAUUACAACAGUACACAUAUUUUUCAUUCCCCCCCCCCCCCCCCCCCCCCCCACUGCUGACCAUUUAAAGCUAGUUAAGGAGAAAAAUGAAGCCUUUGCAGCCUGAAUAGAGGAUGCUUUAUGUACAAGCUGGUCCACGGGGAAACUAGUGUAUUAUUGGGAAUGCACAUCAAUCCUAGACGAUAGUGCAGAUCUAGCGGCCACUAUUGGCUGGCUGUCCUGUAGUGGUGCACUAUAGUGGUGCAAUUGCCCUCAUACUUGAGACACUGGCGAUCUCAUAAAACAACUAUCUUAACUUGAAAUUGGUGAUGACUAUUUGGAUAUCUCUCUUAGCAACCUAGAUGUUGUUUCAGCAAUAAGGCAUGAGAACCCCGGGAUUAUCGUGUGAUAACUCCCGACUAAGGGCUAUUCUUAUGCCCAAGACGAAGCCAAGGGCCGGGGAAACAGCCCUUAGGAGGGAGUUAUCACACAAUAAUUCCCGGGUUCUCAUGCCUUAUUUCUUUUAUAAAACAUUUGGCAACAUAUGUAUAUAUUUUGUAAAUAGAUCUAAAUCAAAUAAUGCAUUUUAAAUAGUUUGAUUUAAUCUUAUUCUUAAACUUUUAUUUUUGGUUGAUGUGAAUCCAACAUUUAUUAUGAAUUUAUAGAUUCCAUUUGAAACCAACCGAAGCUUGAAAACUCUAGGCCUAUAUGUAUUGUCUAUUUUUAGUUUAAAACUGGGCUGAAUUGAAACAAUAGCCAUUGAUGACUUUCCAAAUGCUAUAUUAGAGACCUACAGUAAAUAGCAUCAUUGACGAUAUGAUUGAUGAAGUAUGGUUACAUUUCAUUUGCUCUGUUAAACCUACCCUUUAGAAUGACUUCAAUAGUAACAGUGAAUCUAUUAAGUGGACAUUUCUCAACAAUCAUUCUAACAAUAGCACAUUGGUAAUAGUCAAUGACGAAUAUCAAAGCUAAGCAGAGCUUGUAGAUAGAUCAAAUGUCUAGCCUAUUUUUUUCUUAAAGUGGAUAUUACUUUGAAGAUGACGUUGUUUCAAAGGUAAAAAUAAAAAAGAUUAUACCUUUUUUCAAAUGCAAAGUAUUUUUCACAUAGAUUCCACCUCACAAUACGUUGACAAAUGACGUUGAAACAACGUUGAUUUAACCAGUUUGUGCCCAGUGGGUCGUGAGGUGUAAUAUAGUACUAGUUAGUUUGUUUGUAGUUCAUUCUGUUGGUAUUGGAUGCAGUAGGGAACUGGAUGAGGUGAACUGAGGAAAGAAUGAGUAUGAUGAGGCAGAGUAGAUGAAAUGGUGAUGGUUGGUGUGAUGGUGUCUGUAAAAAUGAUUCACUGAUAAAGAGUGAAACUGGGCCUUUAGGUUGAUACUGGUGUUUUAUAGUGAGGAAAUGAUAGUGCCUUAAUUCAUGUUUACUUGACAUGAAGCUGUGUAAUGUAAUGUUGAACCUUUAACUAAGUAUUCUAAAAUUAAUUUGAUCAAAGCGAGGGUACCAGAUUUACAGAAAUGGUCAAGUGUUACCAUAGUGAGAAGUUAUUCUACUUGUCACGUAUCGUUUUGAACAAUAAAAAUGAUUCCAAUGCCAUUUUGUUUAAAUUAAAUACUACAUUGAUUCUGCUGA